Messenger RNA from Phoenix dactylifera (date palm), 1739 nucleotides. Its product is annotated as cytokinin dehydrogenase 6-like. Gene Ontology annotation, biological process: cytokinin metabolic process. The record is from RefSeq and is a predicted model, not a curated record. Gene Ontology annotation, molecular function: cytokinin dehydrogenase activity; FAD binding. NCBI's taxonomy places the organism in Eukaryota, Viridiplantae, Streptophyta, Magnoliopsida, Arecales, Arecaceae.
CACAAUGGUCCUCCUAACAACUAGCUCUAUAUCAACCUUCCUCAUAGUUUUGUUCAUCACAAGCAGCCUAGUGCCCACAGUUGGUCCCUCCCACCGGCCAUGGCCUGAGGAGCUGCCGGAAGAGCUCCAAGCCCUCGGCAUAGGCCCCAGGACACGUAUCGACCACCAUGCCACCACCCGGGCCUCCACCGACUUCGGCCGUCUCACGCAGGCCCUCCCGGCCGCCGUGCUCUAUCCUUCAUCGGUCCAUGACAUUAUGACGCUCGUCCGAUUCUCCUACUCUUCUCCCAAACCUUUCACCAUCGCCCCUCGAGGCCAUGGCCACUCGGUUAGAGGGCAGGCGCUGGCUCCCCAUGGAGUGGUCAUCGAGAUGACGUCCAUGAGGAGAGGCGGCGGCGGCGACGGCGACGGCGAGCCACGGAUUCGUGUUUCGCCGGCGGGAUCCGUCUCGGGCUAUGUGGAUGCCGGCGGCGAGCAGUUCUGGAUCGAUGUGCUGCGGGAGACGCUGAAAUAUGGCCUUGCGCCGAUGUCGUGGACCGAUUACUUGUAUCUGACCGUCGGCGGCACGCUUUCUAAUGCCGGGGUCAGCGGCCAAGCCUUCCUGCAUGGCCCCCAGAUCUCUAACGUCUAUGAAUUGGAUGUCAUCACCGGGAAGGGAGAGAUGGUGACGUGCUCGGAGGACCACGAGCCGGACCUAUUCUUUGCGGUUCUAGGAGGCUUGGGUCAGUUCGGAAUCAUCACCCGUGCUCGCAUCGCCUUGGAGCCGGCACCACAAAUGGUGAGAUGGGUGCGAUUGAUCUACACGAACUUCGAGGCAUUUGCGAGGGACCAGGAGAAAUUGAUAUCUUUGGAUGAUGGAAAUAAGGGGUUUAACUAUGUGGAAGGUUCUAUUCUCAUGGACCAUCAUGUAGGUAAUAAUUGGAGAUCUUCCUUUUUCUCGGAAAGGGACCUGGAGAGAAUAAGCAGCCUAGCAGCACAGUAUGGUGCUGUCUAUUGCUUGGAGGGAGCCAGGUAUUAUGACAAGGCCAUGGUUCAUAUGGUUGAUCAGGAACUCGAGUGGUUGCUUGAAGGUUUGAGCUUCAUGCCAGGAUUUGCAUUUACGAACGACGUCACCUACAUUCGUUUCCUCAACAGGGUGCGUGAUGGAGAGCUGAAGCUUCGCUCCCAGGGGCUCUGGAAUGUCCCCCAUCCAUGGCUCAACAUCUUUGUUCCUAGGUCUAGGAUCAUCGAUUUCGAUCGAGGAGUCUUCAAGUCCAUCCUUAGGCAUGACAACUCGACGGGUCCAAUUCUGAUUUACCCCAUGGACAGAAACAAGUGGGAUCGGAGGAUGUCGGCUGUGAUUCCUGAUGAAGAGAUCUUCUAUUCUAUUGGGCUGUUGCGGUCCGGGGUGCAUGCAUGGGAGCGGUUGGAGAAUCAAAACAAGGAGAUACUUCAUUUCUGCAAUCAGGCUGGAAUCAGUCAUAAGCAGUAUUUACCCCAUUAUACAACUCAGGCUGAUUGGAUGGAACAUUUUGGCUCAAAAUGGGAGACAAUUGUGGAGAGGAAAAGGAGGUAUGAUCCGAAAUCCCUGUUGUCGCCUGGGCAGCAGAUAUUUACUUCCUCAAUGGCUGCUCACAACUCCUCUUCCAAAUUCUAGCAGACCUUGACCAUGUGUUUUGGAAAUAGAGAGCUUCAUCAAGGAAGCUAAUAGUGCUCAACAUGAAAAAACUUUGAUGUACAGUUUAGAGGAAAGAAAAAAA